Medioppia subpectinata is the source of this 519-nucleotide messenger RNA. Lineage: Eukaryota; Metazoa; Arthropoda; Arachnida; Sarcoptiformes; Oppiidae. The record is from the annotation of a GenBank genome assembly.
AUGAACGUUUGCUUAAUAGCCAUCACUCUAUCGAGUUAUUGGUCGGCAAUCAAACCGACAGAAAGUCAUGUUUUGCUAUUAAUCGACAAAUUAAGCCCAAACUCGACGACCAAUGCUAACGAAGAGGCAUCGCUUCACUUCCAUCGGUUGGCAAACACUCAUCACUUGCAUAAUCCCUGCUCUCCUGGACGUCAUUCAUCAGCACAUCCUCGCAGAGCAAACCCGACCACCGGUUCUGAUCACGACAUCUCCUACUCUGAACUCACGGGUAUGACAGCACUGACAGCACUGACGGGUACGCCUGGAAACAAGCCUGGAUUAGCACUACUUCGUGAACUGAUUACCAAAUCAACUUUUUUGCAAGGUUUGGUCACCAAUGUCAUCAGAAUGAAUUUGGUGGAAGAAUGCACUGAAUUACGGCUCCCAGUCGUGGCUGACGUCCCAAACUUGGAUGAACUCAAGUGGAGGCUAAUCACCCGCCCGUCGCCCCUCAAUGGGGCACCGGAUCAGUACAGAUAG